AUGAGUUUCUCCAGUAACGAACUGAAUUAUAUUGUAUGGAGAUAUCUAACCGAAUCAGGCUUUGAGCAUUCGGCAUAUGUGUUCGCAAUGGAGUCCAAUUUAGUAGACAGCGAUAUUGAUUGUACGGAAGUUGCAUCUGGUGCCCUGGUGAUGAUGGUUCAGCGUGGACUUUUCUACGCAGAAGCGGAGUUCCGUGCGAUGGCGAAUCCCGACAAUACCCCGAUGCUCGAUGAGAAAACGGACACGCUCGGACUCAUCGAAGCAGUCAUGACUGAGCCUCCUCUCAGCAAAUUCCGUAACUCUCAAGCAGUUCCUGUAUCGAACAGUGAAACAGCGACCCCUGCAAUGAUGUCACCAUCCCGGAAUAAUGGCACCACGUUAGGCGUUCACGGAAAGAAGCAACAAGCUGCUCAACAGGCGUCUAGCUUAACUGACGUGGCAACUCCACGAGCUGUUACUGGUGACUCUAAUGGCGUCCGCCAUACAGAUGCCCUUGAAUUUCCUGAAGAUAAAGUUCGCUUCCUGAAAUGCCACAGUAGUGAAGUGUUUAUCUGUGCAUGGAAUCCUGUCGAGGACCUAAUGGCAUCCGGAUCAGGAGAUUCAACAGCCCGAAUUUGGAACUUGGCAGGCUCAGAAAAUCCCGCAACACCAUCCAGAGAAUUUGAAGCACGCACGAAAGUACUGAAACAUUGCACGUCUGGGGAAUCCGAGAAGGCGCAACAGCCAUCGAACAAGGACGUGACGAGUCUUGAUUGGGAUGCCGCUGGUGACCUUCUCGCAACCGGUUGUUAUGAUGGUUUCGCAAGAAUAUGGACUGCCGAAGGCCGUCUCCGCUGUACGUUAGGAGCACACAAAGGUCCUAUUUUUGCACUCAAAUGGAAUGCUAAGGGCGACUAUAUACUUUCGGCAGGUGUGGAUAAAUCGACCAUUGUAUGGGAUGCUGUUAAAGGUCAGCAAGUGCAACAAUUUCAUUUUCAUACGGCCUCCGCCCUUGAUGUCGAUUGGAUCACAAACGACACGUUUGCUUCAUGUUCCACUGGAUAA
Cooperia oncophora is the source of this 1044-nucleotide messenger RNA. NCBI's taxonomy places the organism in Eukaryota, Metazoa, Nematoda, Chromadorea, Rhabditida, Trichostrongylidae. The record is from the annotation of a GenBank genome assembly.